ACAUUUGUGGCGCUACCCGGCAUUUCCGGCAUUCGCUGUUGAGUGCAAGGCCCUAUAUACGGCUAGGCAUAUGGGGCAAUAUCUUGUUGGGUAAGCUUAAUUUUUGUUGUUGAUUGAAACUUUUAUCAAACUUGAGCAAUGGCCUCCGUCAAAGAUAUCACAGCUGAGCUGAUGAAGAGUGACCUGUAUGAAAUGCUUGGCAUAGAGCAUACCGCUCAGGAAAGUGCUAUCAAGAAGGCGUACAGAAAGGCAGCACUGAAAUGCCAUCCUGACAAAAAUCCCGAUGAUCCGAAAGCUGCAGAGAUGUUCAUGAAGCUUUCAAAGGUUCUAGAGAUACUGUGUGACGCAGAUGCCAGGAAAACAUACGAUCAUUUGUUAAAAGCCAGGCAGGCGGCUGCGCUUAGAAGUCGAGAAUACGACAGUAAACGAAAAAAGCUUAAAGAUGAUCUUGAAGCUCGUGAGAGAGCAGCUGAAGUGAACAAAACAAACAUACAACAGGAUAUGGAAAAGUUGCAGGCAGAAAUUGAGCGGCUUAGGAAGCAGGGUUCCCGGCAGUUGGAGGAGGAGCAGGCGUUGAUGCGGGAGCAGCUGCGGCGGGAGCGGGAAGAGCUGACUAGGGGGACACAUGCCAAAGACGAAGCCGGAGACGACAGCUGUCGUCUGAAGGUCAAGUGGAAGCGAGCUCCAGCUGACGGGGUCGGCGAAGUUUACGAUCAGGACAAGCUCACGGCCCUGUUCUCGAAGUACGGAGAAGUCGCCGCAGCAGUAGUGUCGAAGAAGAAGAGCAGCGCCUUGGUGGAGUUCUGCGACCCACAGGCUGCCUCCAGGGCUGCUCAGCUCGAGAAGGGCUCCGCAGAAAAUCCCGUCACUGUGGAACUCGUUGGUCAGCGACGUGCUCAGGCGGCAGAGCCCGGGAGAGUGUCCGCAGCUCCAACGAGCGCUCCGCCGAUGUCGAGGUCAUCUUUCGACACAUUCGAGAGUUUGGUGCUGCGGAACCUUCGUCAGGCGGAGGAACGUCGGAAACUGACUGAGGCGUUACAGAAAGAGGACUCAUAAUCGUGCAUCAUUGAAUUUGCAACUCGUUUUUGUCAUUUUUUGACAUCGUGCAGUACCAUGUGUGUAUGGUGUUUCGUUGGAGAUUUUGUUAAUCAUUUUCACAUUUUCUUUAAAAUAUUUCCUGCUGCAUUUGGGGGCAUACGAGUAUGUAGUUCAUCAUUCAGCUGACGUAACGAUAGUUACCAAUGUAUUUCACAACCACAUGACUGUCGUGUAUAAAUGUCUCCCAUCCCAGGUGUUCCAUAUUCAGGCACGGUGGCGUCGUUACCGACACCACUGUCCGUCUGAGAUACGCUGACGGCGCCGAUCGUGUUUGGCUGUGCUGUGUCCAAUACCGCUCCGUCUGGACAUUAUGGUGGACAUUGGCGGCCGGCGGGCCGCCGUGCCAUCUGCAGCGCAGGCGUCAUUUGUAUGCAUUUGCGUCCGCAGAGCGAUAGUUUUAAUGGCACUUGGUCAGGCCACAAACGCCGCCCGCCCGCAGCUGGGAUACGAAUCGCUCCCAUAUGGUGGCCGCGGAGAGGGAACUAUGUCCGCGGGCCGCGCCUGUUGCUAUCGCAGGGCUCCCCCGUGGUUGGCGUCAGGCGUGGACUGUUUUCUAAUGUUGUGCCCAUGUGUAUGAUUGUGCGAGAGCUGUGCAGCAAUAUAGUCAUGAACUGUU
Molecule: messenger RNA, 1714 nt
Organism: Amphibalanus amphitrite
Lineage: Eukaryota; Metazoa; Arthropoda; Thecostraca; Balanomorpha; Balanidae
Product: dnaJ homolog subfamily C member 17-like
Exons: 2
Coding region: 139-1056 (305 amino acids)
Biological process (GO): spliceosomal complex disassembly
Cellular component (GO): spliceosomal complex
Molecular function (GO): RNA binding
Source: RefSeq, a predicted model, not a curated record